Fimicolochytrium jonesii is the source of this 1245-nucleotide messenger RNA. RefSeq names its product vacuolar fusion protein MON1. The transcript has 5 exons. Gene Ontology annotation, biological process: protein targeting to vacuole; vesicle-mediated transport. Gene Ontology annotation, cellular component: Mon1-Ccz1 complex; fungal-type vacuole membrane. The annotation marks the transcript as partial. NCBI's taxonomy places the organism in Eukaryota, Fungi, Chytridiomycota, Chytridiomycetes, Spizellomycetales, Powellomycetaceae. The record is from RefSeq and is a predicted model, not a curated record.
GACGAAGGCCCAACCUCCUCAUCCUGGGCCCAUCACCGCAAGCACUUCUUCAUCCUCAGCAGCGCCGGAAAACCCAUCUACUCCCGCUACGGCGACGAAGGCCGCCUCUCAAGCUUCACAGGCCUCAUCCAAGCCAUCAUGUCCUUCUUCGUAGACGACGACGACUCCGUGCGCUGCAUCAACGCCGGAAUCCAUCGUUUCGUCUUCUCCACCCAAGGCCCACUGUACUUACUAGCCAUCUCCUCAUCAGGCGAGUCUGAGAACCAACUACGUACCCAGCUCCAUCAUCUCCACACCCAGAUCCUCACCAUUCUCACCAGCGCGCAACUCACCCGGAUCUUCAAGACGAGAGGCAACUACGAUCUGAGGAAUUUACUCAGCGGCACGGAACACCAUUUGACCAACCUCACCCGCGCAUUCCCCACCGACGCGGGCCUCGCCCUCUCAUCCGUGCUGUGCUUGCCUGUGCCGGGCAGAGUGCGUGCCCUCGUGACGGGGGCGUUGGGUGGGGGUGGGGGUGGGGGGCAGGGGUUGGUGGGGUUGGUGUUUGGCUUGAUGAUCGCCAAGGGGAGGUUGGUAGCCCUCGUCAGGCCGAAACGGUUCAGUCUGCAUCCCGACGAUUACCACCACCUGACGAAUACGCUCACCUCAUCACCGUCGGCGUAUAAAUCGGGAGAUACCUGGACACCUAUCUGCCUCCCCCGCUUCAACCCAAAUGCGUUCUUACAUGCGUAUGUGUCCUUUUUGACGCCCGAGGUCUGCGUUGUGUGCGUGGGGACGGAUAAGGAGGGGUUUUGGGUCGGGAGGGGGUGGAGGGAGGGGGUGGGUGAGGAGUUGGAAAACAACGGCGCCCUAGCCGCCAUCGACACAGCAGUCAAAGCCGUCCCAUACAGUAUUGUGGAAGCAGGCAUCCCCGUCCUCCGUCACUUCAUAUGCGUCGCGAGCACCCUCGGGCAGUACACCGAGCCGGCGCCGGCGCCGCCGUAUACGAAUCCGGCGGAUUGGAAGAGGUUGUUGAAAACGUACCAUCGCGCCGCGGAGGUUAUGAGGCGAAAGGGGAGCGGGGAUACGGAUGCACAGACCUUGUUUUUGGCGAGCGCUACCGAGGCCGUCGUCUGCUGCCAGCGCACGCCCCCUUACGACAUCUACGCCGCCUUCGGCCCCCUCGUUGCCAAGCCGGCCGCAAUGGAAGCGCUGAGUGCGCUCGUGAAGUGGAUCAAGGGGAAUCAUGAGCGGUUGUUUGUG